Molecule: messenger RNA, 2436 nt
Organism: Didymosphaeria variabile
Lineage: Eukaryota; Fungi; Ascomycota; Dothideomycetes; Pleosporales; Didymosphaeriaceae
Exons: 5
Coding region: 1-2436 (811 amino acids)
Molecular function (GO): manganese ion binding; metalloaminopeptidase activity
Source: RefSeq, a predicted model, not a curated record
AUGGAGGACUUGGCGACGAAUCUCGAUGCCAUCAGCCUUGCGGAGCGGCUGCAGGGAGCGAGGGCCGAGGAGUACUGGUUGCAUCUUGAGGCCGAGGGGCCAUUGGACAAGUAUCCGGCAAAGCAACAUGCACGCCGGGUGCGCGAGCGCCUGCAUGUGGCAGAGGGCUUGAUCUACCUUCCUGGUGUGCCGGCGAGGAGCAAUGAGGACAGUGACAUGCCUGCGCCUUUUCGCCAGCGACGCUACUUCUACUACCUGAGCGGCUGCAAUGAAGCGAGCUGUCAAUUGGCGUACGACAUCAAACGGGAUCUUCUUACUUUGUUCAUUCCGCGCGUUAACCCGGAUCGCGUCUUCUGGAACGGCCGAGGCUCGACUCCUGCAGAGGCCUUGGACAAGUACGACGUCGACGAAGUCUUCUACGUGGAUCAGAUAGAGUCCUGGAUACAUGACUGGUUCUUGCACUACCGAUAUGAUGGCGCUCAGCGCCUCUAUGUUCUGCAUAAGGAGCAAAUGCCACCGUUGAGAUACCCUUGGCCUGUGGAUUCGACUGCAUUACAGCCUGCAGUCAAUCAAUGUCGCAUGAUCAAAGAUGAUCACGAGAUCAAGUUGAUCCGCAAAGCAAACGACAUCUCAUCGAAAGCACAUAAGCAGGUCCUUGCCAAUAUCACUAGGUUUCACAACGAAGCCCAGGUGGAAGGUCUUUUCCUGAACGUCUGCAUCUCGAACCAAGCCAAACAGCAAGCAUACGAUCCUAUUGCAGCUUCUGGGCCCAAUGCCGGCACGCUACAUUAUGAUGCCAACAAUGAAGAUUUCGCCGACCGUCAACUCAUGUGUCUGGACGCUGGAUGCGAAUUUGAGCUCUACGCAUCUGAUAUUACGCGCACAUUUCCGCUAUCUGGCUCCUGGCCCUCGAAAGAGGCAGAAAACAUCUACAAACUUGUCGAACGUAUGCAAGAAGCCUGCAUCCAGAAAUUGGCACCUGGUGUUCGUUAUCUAGAUGUUCAUGUUCUGGCGCAUCAGAUUGCUAUCGAUGGGUUAUUAAAACUUGGUCUUCUACACAAUGGCACAAGGGAAGAGAUCUACAAGGCUGGCACCAGUAAAGCUUUCUUUCCCCAUGGUCUGGGCCAUCAUGUGGGAUUAGAAGUGCAUGAUGUCGGCCAACAGGAGCUAAUGAGCUUGUGCAAGCAUCCUAAAUACGAGAAGAUUCCUUCGCUGUAUCCCGAGGACUUCCAUCUGCCCAUCUACGACAAGGAUCUAUGCAUGGCUCCGACACAUCCCCAAAGCCCGCAACUGGAAGAAGGUAUGGUGGUCACCGUUGAACCUGGAAUCUAUUUCUCUGCAUAUGCUCUCAGCUACUUCUAUUUACCGUCGCCUGUGCAUGCUAAGUACAUCAAUACUGAGGUACUCUAUCGAUACUUCCCUGUAGGCGGCGUCCGCAUCGAGGACGACAUCCUCAUCACUUCCAAGGGCUAUGAGAAUCUCACUACUGCACCAAAGGGCGAUGCUAUGUUCGCUAUAAUCAAGGGACAAAGUACUAGCUCUACGCCUAAAUCCAGGGAGAAGAGUGUUGACGCACUAGAGGAGUCGCUUCGUCGAGCGCCAGGUAUUUCAAGGCGCGUAGCUGAUCCUUUCGUGAAACCCAUGCAACAGAUCCCGGCGUUUCCAUCAAAGAGCUUGGUUGACAGGCCAUUGCGUGAGCCUUUCGCUCCGGGGCAUGGCAUCCCAUCAUCGUCUUUCGAUGUACAGCGUGGUCUGAACAAGGAGAGUCGCGGUAAGCUGGACGAUGACUUCGUGCCUCUACCACAAGUGAAAGCACAGCGCCGGUCCGUCACCUUUGAUAGCUAUCCGAUCACGCAGUCGCAGCUGCCCUCAAAUCAACACGAAAUUGUUCCCGCCCCAAGUGAUUGGCACACUAAAUCCAUGGAUCCUGCGACAUUGGCGCAGAAGAAGCAAGCAAAUCGACCGGUGUAUGACCAUCCCAAGUCAGAAUGGAACCCUUCUAAUAUCCCAAACCAAGCUCGUGUGUCGAAGUGGACCUUCACAACACUUCCAGAACACGUCUACCCAUCUGCAGCUGGAGAGACGAGCAUGUCACCCGAGGCUCUUGCCCGAAGAAGCCUCUCCGCAGCAAUUGAACGUAGCAACGAGCGCGAGCAAUAUGUACACCCAGCCAAUUCCUUGCGUCGCCCGGAUGCGCGGCCUUCGCUCCCGUUCUUGCGGCAAGGUCCGGCAAGUGGGACGCCUGAAGAGGGACUUGCUCCCGUACGAAGUCACCGUGCAGAGGAGUCUGUCCCUUUGCAGAAUCGCAAUUCCACGUUCGUGCCGGUCAGCUUCUCAGCGCAGGAGCAUGACUUGAGGCGCAGACGCUCAAUGGGCAGUGCGCUUAAGUCUUCCAUUCAAAGUCGCGAUAUCUCCCCUUUUGCAGUCUCAUCCUGA